CCUCCCUUGAAGCCGGCGGAAAAAGCGGACGCGCAGAUGUUUUAAAAAAGAAAGGCUACAUUUUUCAAAUGCCAUCGGUGAAAGCAUGCAGCGCGCUGUGACACAGAGGCACAGAUAGUGUUCUCUUCAACGGCUUGUUGACAUUCUGUUGUGCAGACUAGUUGGUAGCCGGCGAGAGGGCAAGAGAGAAAGUGAAUAUCACGUAACUUAAGAGUUUCGAACCUCUUUGAUCCAGGAGAGAAUCCAUGUUUUGGGCAAUGUGCCGUUGAACACCAAAACGGAAAAGCAAACGAAAAAUAAAAAGGCGGCCCUGGCGAAAUCUUGUCGAGGUGACGAGUAGAAAGGUAAGGCCACGACUGGUGGCUGGCUGGUUAACCUUUUGCUUACUGUUUGAGAGAGGACGACUAUUUGUGGCAGGUUGACUAGGUGGUGAGGGGUAGAGCCAGCAAUAGUGGCCGGUUGACUACACUUUGCUAGUGCUAGAGGCAAGGCUCGUUCACGAGUAUUAAUGAUUGGGCUAUAACUAAUGGCUAGUUGCUUUGUGUUGGGGGAUGAUUAGAGUUUGGUUGGUUGUGUUAGUGAUAGGACAGUAACUAGUGGCUGGCUAUUUGCUUAGUAUUGCGGUAGACGAGUUUAGUUGGUUACUGCCCAAACCUCUGUUCAUCCCCCCUUGCUACAAUGCAAGGGCUUCCUAUCUGGUGUUCACAGCUUCAGAUCAUCUGACGGUGCAGGUAACAACCACUGACAUUGUGCAAAUGGGGAAUUCACCAUCGGACGGCAGGAACGGCCAGUCGAGGACUCUCACCAUCACUGACUAUGAUACAACCUGGGAAAGCGAGUCCGAGACUGAGUCCCAACCAGGGGAUGAGAAGAGCGGGGUGAGAGGUGAAGGAGAUUCGGCGGGGACCAGGCUGGCAAGAGCGGUGGCUGAUGACAAUACUGCCACUAAUGCUUCCCCUGCUGCUACUUUCGCUGUUUCCGUCCUCUCCACACGACCCAAACGAAGCCUCUACGCUGCCCGCGACAUGCAUCAGUACAGACACGGCUACCCGAACAAGAAAGAGCACAGGAGUGACAUGCCAAACCUGAAGUUCUACCAGAAUCGGAUCUGCUUCGAACCAAACGGUGUGUUAAUAGAGGAUGUCCUCAAGUGGAAGGGAAACUAUUCCAUCCUGGAUCAGAACCACAGCUACAUUCAAUGGCUGUUUCCGCUACGUGAAAUGGGUCUGAACUGGUACGCUAUGGAACUGACUUUGCCAGAGAUCAAGAAGAUGCGCGAGUCGCCCACGGUGCAGAGUCGGCUGGUGCGCGCGUACGAGAUGAUGCUGGACACGUACGGGCUGCGUCUCGACGACCGCGAGCGCGGCACCAUUCGCCGCGCCGAUCACUUCCACCAGCGUCUGCGUGACGUCUUCAAGGACGAGACGUCGCAACACCACAACAUGCGGCUCACACGGGUGCUCAAGAGCCUCGGCGAGCUGGGCUUGGAGCACUACAAGGCGCCGCUGGUGCGAGCGCUGCUGCGCGUUGCACUGUCGUCCGCGUGCCCGCAGGCCGCCGCCACCCACAUGCGACGCAGCGCCCUCGACUACUUUGUGUUCACCGUGCGAGACCGAGGAGAGCGCCGACGCCUGCUGCUCUAUGCACGGGCCAAGUACAGGCCGGAAGAUGAGUUCGUGUGGGGACCACCGGUAGGGAGACUGACUCGCUACGCUCACCUCGUCACACCGGAUUCUGACGAGUCCGACCGAGAAGUUGAAUCUCAUGAGGAAAAUGAACCUGCGAGGGACUGCCAGGGAGAGGAGCUCUUAGAAACAAUAUGUGAUGCAAGCAGAGAGGACGUCCAUCAGAGUGCUCCACAGUCUGACGCUGGCUAUGAUGACAUAGGCUAGUGAUACAUGAAUCUUCAGAAACCAGUUUGAGAACUGGUUGUCAUCGAUUACUUGAUGCACUGUUACAUACCUAUUCAACAAAACGAAUGCAGUAGAUGACAAUCGCCAGCCAGUAUGUAAAAAGGUGGCCUGUGUGCAGUGUGGGAUGCUUUCCAGCGCCUGUCUAUGAUGGGGGUCUCUUGACAAUGAUGGACGAACAAAACUACCAGGUGGAUGGUGCGAACAGGGUGCUUGCGUGCACGCGCAAAUGCCUUACAGUUCGAGUGAUACCGCGGCAGCACUGGGGUCAGACUGGCC
This is a messenger RNA of Lethenteron reissneri (Far Eastern brook lamprey), 2189 nucleotides long. RefSeq names its product opioid growth factor receptor-like. NCBI's taxonomy places the organism in Eukaryota, Metazoa, Chordata, Hyperoartia, Petromyzontiformes, Petromyzontidae. Gene Ontology annotation, molecular function: opioid growth factor receptor activity. The record is from RefSeq and is a predicted model, not a curated record. Gene Ontology annotation, cellular component: membrane.